Messenger RNA from Anopheles maculipalpis, 347 nucleotides. RefSeq lists its product as uncharacterized. The record is from RefSeq and is a predicted model, not a curated record. The transcript is spliced from 3 exons. NCBI's taxonomy places the organism in Eukaryota, Metazoa, Arthropoda, Insecta, Diptera, Culicidae. Bases 7 to 312 code for a protein of 101 amino acids.
GCGACUAUGCCACCGGCAACAUCAGGACGGAAGGGGAACGCGGGGCAGGCAGCUGGAGGUCACCAGCGCAAGGGGAAGGCGGCGGCAGCAAAGGGUGCGGUGGCUCCGGUACAGGACCCGGACGAGGACACGAAUGCCGGCUUCGGGAAGUAUUUAAGAUCGGAAGAAGGUAUCGAAAUGAUGAAGCUGUUCGUGAUCGCCAACACGAUUGUGGUGUUCGUUACGAUGGCUUGGCCACAGAUGCAACAGUCCUAUCGCAUCCUGCGCUCGCUUGUGUUUAACGACGAGGACGACGACUCUGAUGAACUGUAGGCGGGUGUGUGUGUGUGUGUUUACUGAGUGAUGUU